Komagataella phaffii GS115 is the source of this 813-nucleotide messenger RNA. RefSeq lists its product as uncharacterized. Gene Ontology annotation, molecular function: phosphatase activity. Bases 1 to 813 code for a protein of 270 amino acids. The record is from RefSeq and is a predicted model, not a curated record. NCBI's taxonomy places the organism in Eukaryota, Fungi, Ascomycota, Pichiomycetes, Pichiales, Pichiaceae. The transcript is spliced from 2 exons.
AUGGCAAGACCCCGACUGAUAUUGCUUAUCCGUCACGGAGAGAGUGAAGGAAACUGUGACAAAUCUGUCAAUAGGCACACUCCUAAUCACAAGGUCCCGUUAACUCAGAAAGGAAGGGAGCAAGCAUUUAAUGCUGGAAUUGAGUUGAGCAGGCUUUUAGAAAAGCAAGAUAGAGUUUUGUUUUAUACAUCACCUUAUUUAAGAGCCCGCCAAACGUUAGAUGGCAUUCUAGAGGGACUUGGUGACUACAACGAUCAUAAUUAUGCGGUUUACGAGGAACCAAGGAUGAGGGAGCAGGACUUCGGUAAUUUCCAAGGAGGACCUGAAAAAAUGCAAAGGAUUUGGAAAGAGAGAGCUCAUUAUGGUCACUUUUUCUAUCGAAUUCCAAAUGGAGAAAGUGCCGCAGAUGUCUAUGAUCGUUGCGCUGGAUUCAACGAGACACUCUUCCGUCAGUUCCAAAACCAUAAGUUUGCCGAUGUGUUGGUCCUUGUAACGCAUGGAAUUUGGGCCAGGGUAUUUUUGAUGAAAUGGUUCAGAUGGUCUGUGGAGGAGUUUGAAGGCUUACGAAAUAUACCACAUUGCCAGUUUAUACAGAUGGUUAAGGGUGAAAAUCAACGUUACACCUUGACGACCCCAUUAUUACGAUGGCGUGAAGGAGAUGAAGACCGGGUAGAAGAAAUAAGAAAAGCGGUACAGUUUAGGUCCGGAGAUCUAGGGAAGGAGGCCUUAGCUUAUAUUGUAGCUGCUGAGAGAGAGGCAGCUGCUGGAAGAUCUGAAGGCCCUAUCACGUAUGAUGAUGGUGAUGACCAUUAG